AAGCCGUCUAUACCCGCGGAUUGAGCGAGUUCCAUCUCUUUCACCCACUGAUCUGUUGAAUUGAAGUCAUAUGCAUUGCCAACCUGUACAUCAUGCCAUUAGUCAACUCACUGGUAUUUAAGUUCAGCAAGCGAUAGUGUACCAUGAAAUGUGCAAACACCAUCUUCGCCCUCCCCGUCUUCACACUCGUGGUCGUCGAGUUAUACCCAAUCACCGUAACCCCAGUAUUCCCCGCUAUCUUCGUAGCCCUUCGAUCGAUCUGCAUCGACGCCGCAACAUCCUCCAGCUCUCCCAGCGGAUGCGCUUCAGCCGUGGCCUUCGUGAGACUACACCCCAUAAUCCCAACGAGGAAUGCAGUGAGCAACGCAAAUCGUCUAUAGUUCAUAAUGUCUUAAGUAAAAAGAUCGAAAAGGUAAAGACCGUACGCUCCCACAGCAAGGGGGGGGGGAAAUGUUGUGCUUACCUGCACCAUUCGCUACCGAAGUCUUAUACCCGCAGACAAAGCAACUCGCGUGUCGAGUAUCACUCACUCCGUACCCGCUCCUGUCACCGCUUGACCAGGCCUAAACCUGGAGGAGGAGCUUGUUGGAGGAGGAGUUCCGUUUCCGGAUCAAACAGACAAACGAGCAUGGGUAUAUGUUCUGGUGGAGAUACGUACAAGGGUUCGUGUGCUGCAGCUGAAGCAGGAGGCGUUUUUGGGUGCGGGCUAUGGCGAGACACGCAAAGGACUUGGGGAUUGGAACAGCAUCGGGCAGGUAUCUCAACGCUGCUCUGAGACUUUGAGUUUGCGAGUAAGCAUCCGGUCCCCGAGCGUGCCUGUUGUAAUCAUCAGGACUUGCCCCAGACUUCCCCGCAACUGCAACCAGCACAUGACAAGACGGACUACUCCAAGGAUUGAGUAAAG
Molecule: messenger RNA, 904 nt
Organism: Saitoella complicata NRRL Y-17804
Lineage: Eukaryota; Fungi; Ascomycota; Saitoellomycetes; Saitoellales; Saitoellaceae
Exons: 1
Coding region: 149-775 (208 amino acids)
Source: RefSeq, a predicted model, not a curated record